Scomber japonicus (chub mackerel) is the source of this 1372-nucleotide messenger RNA. Its product is annotated as probable E3 ubiquitin-protein ligase HERC1. NCBI's taxonomy places the organism in Eukaryota, Metazoa, Chordata, Actinopteri, Scombriformes, Scombridae. The transcript is spliced from 3 exons. The record is from RefSeq and is a predicted model, not a curated record. The coding region runs from base 314 to 1372 and encodes 352 amino acids.
GAGAGAGAGAGAGAGAGAGAGAAAGAGAGAGAGAGAGGCAUGCACAUCCAACACGCAUGGCUCCUCUCCUGCUUUAUCAAAAAACCCUCUUAAACUACGGAUACACUGACUCAACUUGAAACGUAAAAAAAAAACAAAAAACUUGCGUGUAUAUCGUGCAAUGAGGCUCAGCUCGGAGGCUGUUGUGUAAAAGCCACGGAGGAAUAGGAGGAGGAGGAGAAGGAGGAGAAGAAGAAGAAGAAAAGGAGGAGGAGAAGGAGGGAGGAGGAGGCCUUUGACAGUUUCUGGACUGAUGGCUCCGCAGUGACAUGCCAUGGCUUUAACGAUCCCCCCGGUGAAACUGAAAUGGCUCGAGCACCUCAACAGCUCAUGGAUCACGGAGGACAGCGAGUCCAUCGCCACGCGGGAGGGAGUCACGGUGCUCUACUCCAAGCUGCUGGCCAACAAAGAGGUGGUGCUCCUCCCGCAGCAGGUGCUCUGCCUCAAAGGUCCCCAACUGCCCGACUUCGAGCGCGAGUCCCUCUCCAGCGAUGAGCAAGAGCACUACCUCGACGCUCUGCUCAACAGCCAGCUGGCGUUGGCCAAGAUGGUCUGCUCCGACUCGCCGUUCGCCGCCGCCUUACGCAAACGGGUGCUGGUGCUCCAACGCAUCUUCUACGCCCUCUCCAACAAAUACCACGAUAAAGGGAAAGUGAAGCAGCAGCAGCACUCGCCGGAGAACAACUCGGGCUCGGCCGACCUGCACUCCGUCAGCGAGCGGCCGCGGUCCAGCACCGACGCCCUCAUCGAGAUGGGCGUGAGGACGGGCUUGAGCCUCCUCUUCGCUUUGCUGCGGCAGAGCUGGAUGAUGCCGCCGCCACCGGGACCCGGCGGAGCGCCAGGCGGAGGCAACAUCAACCUGUGCAAUGACGUCAUCCACACGGCCAUCGACGUCGUUAGCUCGCUGCCGCCGCUGUCUUUGGCUAACGAGAGCAAGAUCCCGCCGAUGGGGCUGGAUUGUCUCGCUCAGGUCACGACGUUCCUGAAGGGGGUCACCAUGCCGAAUUCGGGGGCGGAUAUCUUGGGGAGGCGGUUGGCGUCGGAGCUGCUGCUGGGUUUGGCGUCGCAGAGGGGGUCGCUGCGGUACCUGCUGGAGUGGAUCGAGAUGGCGUUGGCGGCGUCGGCGGUGGUGAGCACGAUGGAGCAGAGCAAGGUGCAGCUGAACCAGGAAGGACUCAUCGGAUACGACUGCUUCAUGAACAUACUGAUGCAGAUGAGACGCUCGCUGGGCUCGUCAGCUGAUCGCAGCCAGUGGAGAGAACCAACGCGGACGUCUGACGGCCUCUGCUCGCUGUACGAGGCAGCGCUCUGUCUCUUUGAAGAGGUGAGAUAA